AUGGCCACUGAUCAGCCUCCACCUCCUAAGAAGGAGAAGAAGGGAUUGAAGAAGAUAUGGAAGAAGGUCAAGGAUUUCUUCAAGGACAACGCUGCCAAACCUGCUGCGACUUCUUCGACCGCUCCUCCCGUUCCAUCAACUGCUGCUAUUCCUGCGCCUACCCCCUCUACCUCCAAACCAGAAGCUGCGACUACUACAGGGCCAGAUGAUUCAAUUGUGCGGUUACCCAAUAUCGAGGUUGAUGAUACCGUGGAGGAUAUCCCUGUCACCCCACAAGAACCAGUCCAGCCCCGCCCAAUACAGCCUUCUUCUGAGACUGGCCAACUCACGGAGCCCGAGAUGCGCUUCAAUAAAGCCCAGGCAAUAUUCGCCAAGUACAAUCUGGAACUCAGUGAGGCUGACUGGGACAUGAGACCAAAAGUCCCCUAUGAACGAGUGGCCAAGAAUAUUCGCAUGAGAGUGAGAUAUACCUGCCACAACUGCUCAACGACCUUUGGCCACGAGAGAGUCUGUGUGGGCUGUGAGCAUCGUCGAUGUGUCAAGUGUUCUCGAUACCCACCCAAGAAGGAUAAAUCAAAAUCCCAAAAGACCGACCCCACUGCACUCCCACAAACCUCAGGAGGCCCAUCAUCAUCCAAUACUGACGCAGCCUGUCAUGAGUGCCAGACCGGUUUCACUGCGGGCACUGAAGAAUGUCCCAAUUGUCAUCACAAGAUAUGCGAACGUUGCCUCCAAGAGGCCAUCAUUACCGUCGAGCAUACUCCUGACGCGCUCGGCACAGGGCAGAAGCAUUCGACAGAGGGCGUUGGUGCGGCCAGCUGA
Molecule: messenger RNA, 822 nt
Organism: Exophiala bonariae
Lineage: Eukaryota; Fungi; Ascomycota; Eurotiomycetes; Chaetothyriales; Herpotrichiellaceae
Exons: 2
Coding region: 1-822 (273 amino acids)
Source: RefSeq, a predicted model, not a curated record